AUGGUGGUGAGCAAUAUGAGCAGACAAUCUAUUAAAAUGUUGACUCACAAAAUACAUUUCCUGUAUGUGUUAUUUGUUUGUGUUAUGAUAUUGUUGUAGCAAUUUUAUUAUAGCCAAUUUAACCCAAAAAGGACUUGAACUGGUAACCUCACAAUUAAUCUGUUCCUUUCCUUGUCAUUCUAUCCCAGUGUCAUCCUUUUGUCAUUCCGUCAAAGCAUCUUGCAUCUUUACAAUAGGCCUAUUUAAAUUAAUAAAUUAACAAUAGUCUGCCAACAUUUUACAUAAAAUGGCAUGGUAACCAUGGUAAUUGUUUAUGUGAUAUUCAACAGCUCCUUUGUGGCUCUGCUGGGUUAAGAUGUCCUGUUGUACAGGAUGUGCAGGAAACCAAAUCUACUAUAACAGUAGCAAUAUCAGGUUUAGUCAGUCUGAUAUAUAAUAUAAUGUUACCCUUAUUUCUAUUAAUCAGUGACAUGUAAUUGUUAUCAAUAUCUAGGCUACUUAUCAUUAUUCACAACUAUACACACAUUCUUACUGUAAAAUGUGCAUACUGUAUGCAUGUCUGACCAUAGACCCCUUUGUCAAAGCUGAGCUGCCUGAAGGGAGACCAACCAUUGUCUGACUACUAGAGGUUCCCAUGGCCUUACUGCCACCCAUAUCAAAAGGACUCUAGUGAAAGUGUGCAAGAUUCUUUUAAAAUGUAUCCUCUUUCAUUUUAAUGCUUUCAGAAUGUUGAAAAUAAUAUAUUCGAUUUCUAUUCUUAAUAUCAAAUAAUCUCCAGUUGAAAAAAAUGCCAGUUUGCAUAUUGCAUUGAUUUUUAUCCCUACCACAAGUGGUUAAUUUUUAAGCAAUCCAAUCUGAUGUAAAUCUGGGCAUGGCUGCGGCAGAUUUUCCCAACCCCCCCACUCUCAAACUACCUCCCCGACUCUCUCUCUCUCUCUCUCACACACACACACACACACACACACACGUUUCAUUUUAUAACAUGGUGGGGGCCUUUAAGAAUAUUAAUGUGGCCAUAUUUGAUAGAUUUGUAUUGCGUUCUGCAGUGUAGAAAGGGAGAGUUUUGUUGCGUGUGAGCUUGAGACAGUUAGCUGGCAUGUCUGAUCAUGGGCGGGGGAGGGGGGGCAGUAACAUUACAAGCAGUCAAAUACCCCCUUUCUUGUAACAAUGUGAAUGGUUUUUGAGGAGGGAGGGGUGCGCGGAGAGAGGCAGAGAGACAGGAGAGAGAGAAAGGAGGAGGGGGGGGGGGCGUUCUGCAAUAAUAUAGUCAGCCAUUUUUUAUGUAAGGGGAUUUUUCUUAUUGGGGGGGUUGUUAAAAAAUAAAUAUAAGAGCGGCCAUCUUUGUUUCCCUGCCUUGUAGUGUAAAAUAUUCCAAAACGGCCCCCACUUUUUUCUGGUGUCGAUUUGAAUAUUAAAUAAAUAUCAUAAUUCCAGAGGAUUUCUGAUUUCGAGGACGGAGCCGAUGACAGGAAUAUAAUGUCCUCUCCUCUCCGGUCCUGUGAGGAAGACCAGGGCAUGUUGGUUAAUUCCAAGGGAGGAGAUUUUGAUGAAGAAGACGAGGACCACGGAGAUCUAGACGAGAACGCAAGCGACAUAAACUCGCCGGCGGCGCCUCGAGAAACUGCAACACUAGCCGCGCCAGGUAGGCUAUAGUAGGCUACAGUAGGCUAAAGUAGACAGACACUGGCGAAAGACUCGGGAGCGCGCACACAAAAUAGAAACACAUACGCCACAUUUGGAAAAAAGUACGCCAGGACACCCUGUGCCACUCAUCUCAAUAGUUAUCUGUUCCUGCAAUAUAAUUAUUUGCGCCCCCGUUACUCCAAGGGAAAGCGCAGCUUUGAAAUAGAAAGAGUUGAAGAUUCAAACUUCUAGACCAACUUGAGACCGCUCUUUUCGUUUUUAUCCCAUAUACAAUUUCACAAAGUUGAUCCUCCUCGACGUUGCUUUUCAUCCUGACAAUGCUGCCAUAUUCAUAGUAAAUAAUAUCUCAAUAUUAAUAGGUCGAUGUGAAGUGUACAGCUCACGACAUCACUGGCAGAAAACAUGGACUCCCCAGCAAUAAGCUUUCUGAUAGUGGUCUUUAGAAUAGUGCUGUGAUGUCUGUUCCCGAGGCGUGAGCGUUAAAACCGGAUGAUGGAGUGAGUGCUGGAUGAUGGAGUGUAAAUAAACUUGCCCCUACCCCAUGACGGUCUCCACUGUCAUACUGACAGGGACGGUUCAUGAUAGGACACUGACACUCUACUCCAAGUUCUGAAUAGAACCGUUAUGUGUCGCCUACAGGGCUUUUGUUCCUACUCUCUUUUCGAUGUCAUAGCAGACUAACACAUGUAACACGUAGGCCUAUAAUAAACAAUGACUAGAAAAUAUACUGUAAAGCCUCAAAAUAAAGGACUUGCCUACAAUGUCAUGUGCAAAACACUAUCAACAGACAUCUUAUUUUUCUCCUAAAUUUAUUUUUGAGGGACUUCAGAUUAGGGCUACCUGGUUCCUGCACACCAAAGAAAAUGUUUACAUUAUUUUACAGUUCAAUUUAAUUAAUACAAUUAAAUUAAUUGGUAUGUAUUAAAUAGUGACAUCAGAUAUUGCAUGUCAUGAUUUUGGGAUAUUCAACAAGGGCUCUUUUAGCAUCAGUGUGAACUAGUAGGCUAAACUAUGUCGUCUGUCUCGAGACAAAGCGCGCGCCGCGUAUCAAUUAGUGCGCUUCCUGCAGCGGCUCUAAACCCCCUGCGACCUGCGCCAGCGGUUGUUGCUGUUGUUGCUGUUGUGUUCGGGACCGAGGUGUGGGAAUUAAUUGCGGGGAAGUAGGGUAGGGAGUCGUUUCAGUUAAUCCGAUUGAGACAAACUAGCUUGCGGCCUCAGAAUCACCGAGCCCCGAGUGAGUGCUAAUGCCGCCCCUGGCUGCACUGUGCAGCAGAAAUAUGCGGAGACCUUGUCUGGGCACGCGCUGCGUGUUGUAGCUCUACCAACAAAGACAUACCAUAAAAUCGAACUAAUUUCUACCAAGUGCAAUGGCGGCCGCAAGCGAUAGAUUUUUUGUGAUGUUUUUUCCCCUUCUCUUCAUCCCCCUGACAAAGCAUAGGCUUCUCUCUCUCUCACUCUCCAAUAGGGUGCUGUCUCACUUUUUGCCCGGGGAAAAACUUGAAUAAAGGGAUGAAUGGCUCAUUAUCACUCAGUGAUCCUCAAAACGUGGGAUGUUGUGGCUUCUAAAUAAAUCUAUUACAUGUUUGAUUGGAUUUUAUUUUCCCAAUUCAUUAUUGCGGGAAAAACAUAUUGCCAUGGACAUAACGUUUUAGAAGCCCUAAAGCACUGUGCAACAUGUAGCCUACAUAAGACCUUACUUUCAUAUGUCUCAGCCUCACAUUUUCAAUGCCACCAUGAACAACAUUAUUGUGUGUUAUGAAGCAUUCAUUAACAUAUGUCCAUAAGUCAGUUAUGGAUUUGGUUUUCACUCAACUGAUACCAAUCAGCUGUCAAUUCCACUUAUCAGUCAAACACACUGACUGGAACUAAUUCAGCUUGUCACAAUUCAGUCAAGCUUGAUGGUCGUGUUAAGACACUAUACUCUCACUUAUGACACGUGGUGUCAACUCACACAUGACAGCGUGUUGGUGAGAGGCUUUUGUUGUGCUUAAUUGUGUUCAGAAGAGAUUAGAUCGAUGAUUCAAAGCCUUCAAAGAUGAUUAUAGUCAAUAUGAUUUAAUCACAUCUCUCUCUUUCUCUCUUUCAUCCCCCUCUCCUCUCAUCAAUCCCCAGUGGAGGAAGAAAGGGAAGCAUCAGACAGGGACAGUCUAGGUAGGAAGAAACGAGGUCCCAAGAAGAAGAAGGAGACAAAGAAGAAGGAGAAAGAGAAAGAAGGAAAACCAGUUAAAGCCAGAAAACGGAAAAAGAUUGUAAGCUUCUCGAUCAUUACGGUUUAACUCCAUCUACCGCCAUACAUUCUGAUGACACUUCAUUCUAUUUCAUUUGCUUAAUUGAAGCCUUUUUUUAAUAUAUCUGUGACAUUACAUAUUGAUUUAGCAUCCUCACCCUCUCUUUUCUGUUCUCUCUCUUUCUCUUUCUCACGUUCCCUCUCUCCCCUUCUUUUCUCCUCUCCCCCUCUCAGGAAAGUGAUGUAGAGAGAGACUCGGAGCGAGAGAGAGAUUAUGGCGAGAACUCAGACAGCGCAGCCAGUGACUUCACUGGCGAGAAAAAGAAGAAGAAGAAACACAAGGAGAAGAAGGAGAAGAAAACCAAAAAGAAGAAAAAAGACGAUGGGGACAGCACGCACGAGGAGACAACAAAGGUAAGAAGAACACAACAAUAAAGUGCUAUUGUUUUUUUUUUUUUUUUUUUACACAUUCUGAUGGCUCAAGUCUUCCAGCUCUCUGAUUGGUUGUUUCUCUCCUGCAGCCAAUAGAACAGAAGACGUCGGCCCAGCUGGCUAAGGACUGGGGUCUGGAGGAUGUGGAUCAUACAUUCACUGAAGAUGAUUACCGCACACUCACCAACUACAAAGCCUUCAGCCAGUCCAUGAGGUACAGUUGGCCUGCUGUAGAGAUUGAGGCAGCUGAGCUUUUGUCAAAGUGUUGACUGUCAGCGAGAUGACUCAAUGAGUUAUUGUUUAUUUCAGUUUUGUAGUUCACUACCAACCGUGGAACAAUUCCCUCAAUUCACAAUCCCUCAGAAACAAAAAUUUAUAGUUCAAGUUUAUUUUCAAGUUCAAGAUUAUUUGCCACACGGUUCAAAAUCAACUGUCAUUACUGUUCUGUACAUCAAACACUCAGCUCUUCUUCCUCUCCCCUCUUCCUCUUCCUCACCUUCCUCUUCGUCUACCCAGGCCCAUGAUAGCCAAGAAGAACCCUAAGAUCCCCAUGUCUAAAAUGAUGACCAUCCUGGGGGUCAAGUGGAGGGAGUUCAGCUCCAACAACCCCUUCAAGGGCUCCGGUGCUGCAGCUGUGGCAGCUGCAGCAGCCGCCGCCGCCAUCGCCGUCGCCGAGCAGGUCUCCGCGGCAACCCCAUCCCCGGAGCCACCUCCCCCCCGGAAGCAGCCCCAACCCCCACGGCCGCCCCCCCAGCCGCCACCCCCGCCUCCCCCGCUCCGCAAGGCCAAGACCAAAGAGGGCAAAGGUCAGAGGAUGAGAGAGAAGGGUGGAGUGGUGAAGUGGUUGAGGGUAGCAUGUGUAGCAAGGACUGAUUGAAUUUAAAUGGAAUUGGUCACAAAUUGUAGUCUGGACCCUCAGACGUUUCACAUUUUUGUUGUAGCCCUGAACUGGCACACCUGAUGCAAUUCGUCAAUAAUAUAAUAAUAAUAAUAAUAAUAUGCCAUUUAGCAGACGCUUUUAUCCAAAGCGACUUACAGUCAUGCGUGCAUACAUUUUUGUGUAUGGGUGGUCCCGGGGAUCGAACCCACUACCUCAAGGGUUUGAUGAUAGUCGACUAAUUUAAUCUUGUGUGCCAGUUUAGGGCUACAACAAAUAUGUGAAACGUCUGAGGACCCCGAGGAGAGGUUUGUGAAACCCUGCGCUAGAGCACUAGUACAAUUCUUGACUUCACUCUGUCCCUAUUUCUCAGGCCCUGGGUAUAAGAAGAGUCGCAGUAAGAGUCCACGUGUUCUGGCUGAGAGGAAGAAGGCGGUGGCAGCAGCAGUAGCGGCUUCAGUAGCUAAAGCCAAGAAGAUGGCCCCCAUACGCAUCAAACUGGGGGCCCUAGGCAACAAGAGGAAGAAGAGCAGCUCUGUAAGUAUUAAUAUGCUGUGUAUUUGGAUCUAUAGAUGUGCUGUGUAGGCCAAUGUAUGUAGGAGCAUGCUGGUGUAUGAGUCGACAGAUCUGUGUUUCUCUCCUCUCCCUCUCUCUCUCUCUCGCUCUCUCUCUCUCUCUCAAUUCAAUUGAAUUUAAAGGCUUUAUUGGGAUGGGAAACAUAUGUUUACAUUGCCAAAGCAAGUGAAAUAGUUAAACUAAAGUAAAAUAAACAAUAAAAAGAGUAACAGUAAACAUUAUACUCACAAAAGUUCCAAAAUAAUAAAGACAUUUCAAAUGUCAUAUUAUGUGCAAAUAGUUAAAGUACAAAAGAGAAAAUAAAUAAACAUAAAUAUGGGUUGUAUUUACAAUGGUGUUUGUUCUUCACUGGUUGCCCUUUUCUUGUGGCAACUGAUCACAAAUCUUGCUGCUGUGAUGGCACGCUGUGGUAUUUCACCCAAUAGAUAUGGGAGUUUAUCCAAAUUGGAUUUGUUUUCGAAUUCUUUGUGGGUCUGUGUAAUCUGAGGGAAAUAUGUGUCUCUAAUAUGGUCAUACAUUUGGCAGGAAGUUAGAAAGUGCAACUCAGUUUCCACCUCAUUUUGUGGGCAGUGUGCACAUAGCCUGUCUUCUCUUAAGAGCCAAUAGCAAGGCUAUGCUCACAAAGUCUGUACAUAGUCAAAGCUUUCCUGAAGUUUGGGUCAGUCACAGUGUUCAGGUAUUCUGGCACUGUGUACUCUCUGUUUAGGGCCAAAUAGCAUUCUAUACGAAUAGCAAACAAUACGAAAUACUAACUCUGACUGGAAAAACACAAUGACACAGGGAGAACAUUUCUCGAGUACCUGUAACUCCGUCACGUGAUCCGACACUGAUACAUUCUACUUGACAUCAAGGAACUAGCAGAGAAAAAUGAGCAAGGGGACACAGGGAAGGGAGGGCAUAAAUACACAGGUGAAUCAGAUAGCCACAGGUGACACCAAUAGGCAGAUAAUUAGUCCCGACUGUGAGUGAGGAGGUGCCUAAGGUUGUCGGAGGAUGACACCUAGUGAGUUACUCUGGAACUCCCCCCCCCCCCCCCCCCCGACGAACGGCUGCAGCCGUUCACCUCGGAGCCUCCGGAUGGAGGCGACGGAAUGCUGUAUCAGCCCUGGGUCCAGAAUGUCCCACCUGGGCACCCCGGACCGCUCCACCGGCCCAUAACCUUCCCAGUCCACCAGAAAUAGGAGACCCCUCCCCACCCACCGGCAGUCCAGGAUCCGGUCCACUGUAAAAGCCGGCUGCCCUCCGACGAGGUGCAGCGGGGGAACAGGACGAGGAGGGGGAGACAAGGGACAGGUGGUGAUGGGCUUGAGGAGGGACACAUGGAAUGUGGGAUGGACCCGCGUGGUGGGGGGAAGUUGCAGGCCGUAGGUCACUGGGUUGACUCGCCGGACCACUCUGAAUGGCCCGACGGGACCGCCGCCUCCUUCUCUUGCUCACGGAAUAGGGGCGCUUGGGAAUGGCAGGGGUCGGAGCAGCCCUGCCGCGGGCUGACGUGAGCUCUUCGUGCAUGCGCACACCGGGCAAGCAGCUACGAAGGCGCGCGUACCCCCCUCAGCAGAUGGCCACCAGAACCUCCUACGCAAGAACUCCAACGUCCUGGCGCCCCUCGGAUGACUGGUGAGGUCGGACACGUGCGCCCACUGAAGCAGUCGCGAGCGCGCAGCCUUGAGUACGUUCAUCCUACCCGAUGGACCUCUGCCUGGAUCGGGCUCCCGCUGUAGCGCUGCUCUGACCAGCCUAUCAAUUCCCCACAAAACUGGGGCAGCCAUCCGGAAACUGAUGUCUUUCCUUGUCUCCGGCUGGGACAAGGAAAGCCAUCGCCUUCGUGUGGGCAUGGCGCCCGGCAGGAGAUCGAUAGCGCAGUCAUCAGGCCUGUGAGGAGGUAGGCCCUUGGCACACCUCUUACUAAAGCCCUCCCCCAGAUCCCAAUACUCCUGCUGAAGAGGUGAGGGCUGGUAGGUGGUCUGGGAUGGUGGUUUGGGCUAAUGAGUGGUCAGUGGCGACCGGAACAGGACGGGGGCGGAGCCUCCCUCCAGGAUGAGCCGCCCCGUGGACCAGUCUAUCCAGGGGUUGUGGGGGACCAGCCAGGGGUCCCCAAGGAUGAGGGCACACUUCGGAGAGUCCACAAUGAAAAACUGGAUAUACUCCCAUAGCCCCCCCGCCACCCGGACACGCACGGGGACAGUGCGCCGGGUGAUGAAGCCCGACACCAAUGGCCGGCCGUCCAGGCCCAUGACCGGAACCGGCUCAGAGAGAGAGAGUAACGGAAUGCUCCACCCUUGGGCCAGCCCCGCGUCCAUCAGGUUUCCCGCGGCCCCAGAAUCCACCAGUGCAUGUGCCCAACGCGCAGCGUGUGCCCACUGAAUCCUGACGUGGAGAAAAGUGUCUCUGGAGUUGGAGUUUCGGUUCCGGCCUGCUAGCACCCCUCCCGAUACCAGCGAGCCCUCCCGUUUUCCCGGCUUCUCCGCAGUACCGGCAACGUCCCUGGGGCAGACGCCUCUGCCUCGCCAUCCGGGACAAGCGCGCCGCACCCAGCUGCAUAGCCUCCUCCUGAGGUGUCUCCGGGCUGAUAGGGAGACGGGGAGGCAAGCUUUGCGUCAUGCCUCUGUCGUACGCCCUCUCACGACGCUGAUUGUCCACCUGCACAGAGAGGUCAACGAGGCCGUCCAGUUGCUCAGGCAGCUCUCUGAAGAAGAGUUUGUCCUUCAUUUUCUCUGAUAGCCCCUGCGCGUACAGGACGACCAGGGCGGCCUCCUCCCAUCCUGCCUCUCGAGCCCGGUUCCGGAACUCCACGGAGUAGUCUGCCACCGAACGGUCACCCUGCCGACAAGCCGUGAGCCGCCUCCCGGCCUCGUGCCCCGACAGCACCCGAGAGAUGUCGAACACCUUGCGGAACUCCCGGGUGAAUUGGUAGGAGUUCCGGGAAAGGGCCCUACCAGUCAACUGAGUGAUAAUGUAGGCAACCCGGCCCUGCUCCGUCGGGAAGGAGGAGUGUUGUAGGCUGAACACCAGGGAACACUGGGUGAGGAAUUCCCUGCAGCCCCCUGGACGUCUGUCGCACCUCUACGGAGGUUCCCGCGAUGUCGCAGGCAAGACUGGAGACGCGGCUUCCGCUCCACCGGCUUCCGGGACUGGUCGGGUGUCCACCCGGCUCUGCACGGAGAUCGUCAGCUGGCGGAGAUUCUCAAUGAUAUGCUGCAGGCUGCGGUCGUGCUGAUCAUGGCUCCCUGCGCUGCCAAUGCGCUAUGAUACUGUGCUGCCUCCAUAUUGGCUCAGUUUUCUGUAAGGGUUGGUGUGAGGUGUGACCCAGGUGUGGUGCAGGAUAGACAGUAGGCAGUAGGCAGAGAUGGUGAAACAAGGAUCUUUACUGGUGGUCCAAAAACCAGGAUACAAAACAACGGACUAUACACGAAAACAAAUGAGGAGCACAUAGGUCCCCAAAAAACAGGCUGACAGCAAACAAUACAAAAUACUAACUCUGACUGGAAAAACACAAUGACACAGGGAGAACACUUCUCGAGUACCAUGCACUGCAUGCAUUAUUUGGUAUUUGACGUUGUACACAGAGGAUAUUUUUUGCAGAAUUCUGCAUGCAGAGUCUCUCUCUCUCUCUCUCUCUCUCUCUCUCUCUCUCUCUCUCUCUCUCUCAAUUCAAUUCAAUUUCAAUGUAAACAUUACACUCAGAAGUUCCAAAAGAAUAAAAACAUUUCAAAUGUAAUAUUAUGUCUAUAUACAGUGUUGUAACCAUGUGCAAAUAGUUCAAGUACAAAUGGGAAAAUAAAUAUGGGUUGUAUCUACAAUGGUGUUCUUCACUGGUUUGCCCUUUUCUUGUGUAUAUAUCUAACUCCCUCCCUUCCUCUCAGAGUGGAGAUGAUGUUGAUGAGGAGGACUCGGAGCAGGAGGACUCCAGUGUCCACAGCUCCUCGGUCCGCUCCGACAGCUCCCCACGGGUCAAGAAGAACAAGAGAGGACGUCCAGCCAAGAAGAAGAAGAAAAGUAAACAAAAUGUUCCUUAAAAAAAGGGUAUAAACUCUGAAUCGGUCUGACUUAUGCUCAACAUGUGAUGUCCCUCUGUCUUUUCUCCUUCUCCCUCUCUGCCACCUCUCUCUCUUAUCCCCCCUCCCUUUUUCCCUCCUCAUUUCCCCUCCCUAAUUUAUUUAUCCAUCAUCCAUCUCCAUCUCUCUCUCUCUCUCUCUCUCUCUCUCUCUCUCUCUCUCUCUCUCUCUCUCUCUCUCUCCUCUCUCUCUCCUCUCUCUCUCUCUCCUCCUCUCUCUCUCUCGCUCUCUGUCUGUCUGUCUGUCUGUCCGUCUGUCUGUCGUCUGUCUGUCUGUCUGUUGUCUGUCUGUCUCUCCUCUCUCUCUCUCUCUCUCUCUUCCAUCCUCCUCUCAUCUCUCGAUAGCUAUAUCUCUCUCUCUCUCUCUCUCUCUCUCUCUCUCUCUCUCUCUCUCUCUCUCUGUCUCUCUCUCUCCUUCUCUCUCUCUGUCAGUGCUGGAUGAGGGUGAGGGGGAGGAGGACGGUUAUGAGACAGACCACCAGGACUACUGUGAGGUGUGCCAGCAGGGAGGGGAGAUCAUUCUGUGUGACACCUGUCCCAGAGCCUACCACCUGGUCUGUCUGGAGCCUGAGCUGGAGAAGGCCCCCGAGGGCAAGUGGAGUUGCCCCCACUGUGUGAGUACCGUAGUCCUCAAAGUUGGUGUUAAUAAUCCUCAAGUCUGCUGAUUGUUUAUGUCAGCAGUACAGACAGAGCUGUGUGUAAUGCUACUUUUUGUGUGUACUCUAUUCACAGUGUGUGAGCCAAUUCAGACCCCUUGACCUUUUCCACAUUUUGUUACAUUACAGCCUUUUUCCUUCAUCAAUCUACACACUAUACCCCAUAAUUACAAAGCAAAAACAGUUUUUUAGACAUUUUUGUAAAUUGCAAAAAAUGUAGCAACUGAAAUAACACAUAUACAUAAGUAUUCAGACCCUUUACUCAGUACUUUGUUGAAGCACCUUCGGCAGCGAUUACAGCCUUGAUUCUUCUUGGGUAUGACGCUACAAGCUUGGCACACCUGUAUUUGGGGAGUUUCUCCCAUUCUUCUCUGCAGAUCCUCUCAAGCUCUGUCAGGUUGGAUGGGGAGCGUCGCUGCACAGCUAUUUUCAGGUCUCUCCAGAGAUGUUCGAUCGAGUUCAAGUCCGGGCUCUGACUGGGCCACUCAAGGACAUUCAGAGACUUGUCUCGAAGCCACUCCUGCGUUGUCUUGGCUGUGUGCUUAAGGUCGUUGUCCUGUUGGAAGGUGUACCUUCGCCCCAGUCUGAGGUCCUGGAGCAGGUUUUCAUCAAGGAUCUCUCUGUACUUUGCUCCGUUCAUUUCUCCCUCGAUCCUGAUUAGUUUCCCAGUCCCUGCCACUGAAAAACAUCCCCACAGCAUGAUGCACCAUGCUUCACCGUAGGGAUGGUGCCGGGUUUCCUCCAGACGUGACGCUUGGCAUUCAGGCCAAAGAGUUCAAUCUUGGAUUCAUCAGACCAGAGAAUCUUGUUUCUCAUGGUCUGAGUCCUUUAGGUGCCUUUUGGCAAACCCCCAAGCAUGAAUGAAGCAAACAUUAAUUAUGAAUUAUGAAUAUGAAUGUUUUCGCUUUGUUAUUAUGGGGUAAUGUGUAUAGAUUGAUGAGGAUUUAUUUUGUUUAAUCAAUUUUAGAAUAAGGCUGUAACGUAACAAAAUGUGGAAAAAGUCAAGGGGUCUGAAUACUUUCCGAAUGCACUGUAAGGUAUCAUCAGACAUAUAAACCCUACCAAUGAUGAUGAUAAUGGAUAAUGGAUCAAAUAAUUGUAUUUACCUAUUAAUUCCCCAUGCAAUCCUCUUCUCCUCCUCCUCUCCUCUUCUCCUCUCCUGUCCUCCUCCUCUCCUCUUCUCCUCUCCUGUCCUCCUCUUCUCCUGUCCUCUUCCUCUCCUCCUCUCCUCUCCUGCAGGAGAAAGAAGGGAUCCAGUGGGAAGCGAAGGAUGAGGACUUUGAGGAGUUUGAGGAGGAGAGUGAGGACAUGGUGGUACCAGAGGUACCUGGGGUUGGACUGCUGGUAGGACUGGAGGAAGAGGAGGAUGACCACAUGGAGUUCUGCAGGGUCUGUAAGGAUGGGGGGGAGCUAUUAUGCUGCGACACCUGUCCCUCCUCCUACCACAUCCACUGCCUCAACCCGCCCCUGCCUGAGAUCCCCAACGGAGAGUGGCUGUGUCCACGCUGCACCGUAAGUCUUGUUUGUUUGUUAUCAUUAUGUGUACAAUGCAAAUGUCCACAAUGUUUGGACAAUAUUUCCUAUUGUAUUAUAUUGUAUUGUAUUCAAUCUACUCUACUUGACAUUACUCUAAUCUAUUUGGAUUCCUCAUUUUCGACUUCUUCCCCCAGUGUCCUGCUAUCAAGGGCAGGGUACAGAGGAUCCUCCACUGGCGAUGGGGCGAGCCCCCCGAUCCUGUACCCGUGCCCCCCACCCCCGAUACCCCUCCUGAUGCUCCCCCGCCACCCCCCAUGAAGGGCAGGGCUGAGAGGGAGUUCUUUGUCAAGCUGACCGGACAGUCCUACUGGCACUGUACCUGGAUCACUGAACUACAGGUGAGAGAGGGAGGGAGGGAGGGAGGAGGGAGAGAGAGGAGAGAGAGAGAGAGGGAGAGAGAGAGAGAGAGAGAGAGGCUGAAAAAGAAAAAGAGGGUGAAACAGUUGGAGGAGAGGCUGAUGUAAUGAUAUGAAAAACGGCAAGACGCUUAGCAUGCAAGUAUCCUACACACUUCCCUUCCUUGCUUUCAUUCAACAAAUGUUCUCUUUCCUCCUAUUCCUCUCCUCUUUUUCAUCCCUCCAUCCCUCUAGCUGGAGAUCUUCCACUCGGUGAUGUUCCGUAACUACCAGAGAAAGACAGAUAUGGAUGAGCCUCCCAGUCUGGACUAUGGGUCGGGGGGAGAGGAGGAGAGUGUUAAGAGUGAGAAGAGGAGGCUGAAAGACCCAGACUACGCUGCCCUGGAUGACAAGUUCUAUAAAUACGGCAUCAAGCCUGAAUGGAUGAUGGUCCACCGCAUCAUCAACCACAGGUACGUGUGCAUGUGGGGUGUGUGUGUGGGGUGGGGUUUGUGUUUGUGUGUGAGGUGGGGUUUGUGUUUGUGUGUGUGUGUGUGUGUGUGUGUGUGUGUGUGUGAGAGAGAUGGGUGUGGGUGGGCGGGCGGGGUGUGUGUGUGAGGCGGGGUGUGUGUGUGUGUGUGCUAGUUUAUUGAUUGUUACAAUAUGUGUGCAGUUCAGGCCAUAAUGUAUGUGUACGGAUGUACGUGUGUGUGUGGGUUUCCCAGUAUGGACAAGAAAGGGAUAUACCACUACCUGGUCAAGUGGAGAGACCUGACCUACGACCAGUGCACAUGGGAGAGAGACGAUCUGGAGAUGCCAGAGUUUGUCAUCCACAGGGCCAACUACUGGGCACACAGGUACUGGACUACUGUACUGGCCAACUGGCAUCCAUGUUGGCACCAAACACUACUACAGUGAAUCUGUCUUGGUAAUGUUAGUGUCAACAUGGUGACCGUCAAAGUUCUACAUCUCAAACCAAAUUUGGCCAACCUUGUAUGCUGUUGUAAAUAGCUCAGGGACACUGGAUUUUUGAUUGGCUGAUUGAUAGAUUGAUUGAUGGAUUGAUUGAUUCAGGGAUGAGGUGAUGAAGGAGGCCCCAGACAUGCCGAGGAGGAUGAGGAGCAUGAGGAUGGAAGAGAGCGAAGACCCCCACAGAUCACCUGUCAACGACGUGAGUUCUGAUUGGCUCACUCACUCUGUAACAGCCACAUCUAUAGGUCGUCAUUCCGGUAGCCGAUCAACUCUCUCUACCAAGUCAAAACUAGUGUCAUUCUGUACAUGUAUGUCAAUUAUGUUUAUCUUCUUUUUCCCCGUUCAUCACCAUCCCUCCUUCUCUUUCCUUCUCUUCCAGCCUACGAUAAAGUACGAGGAGCAGCCAGACUUUGUGACGGCGACGGGGGGCACUCUGCACCUGUACCAGCUGGAGGGGCUCAACUGGCUGCGUUUCAGCUGGGCACAGGGCACUGACACCAUCCUGGCAGACGAGAUGGGGCUGGGCAAGACCAUCCAGACCAUCGUUUUCCUCUACUCACUCUUCAAAGAGGUAGGACGGAACCGUUAGGAACUCUGUGUUCUAUGUGCUAUGCAAAAUCCCGAUUGAGUAUCCUGUUGUAUUUUAAUAGAAUAAUAAAGUAUUAUAUUCUGUUUUAAUAGAAUAAUAAAGUAUUAUAUUCUGUUUUAAUAGAAUAAUAAAGUAUUAUUUUCUGUUUUAAUAGAAUAAUAAAGUAUUAUAUUCUGUUUUAAUAGAAUAAUAAGUUAUAUUGUUUAAUAGAUAAUAAGUAUUUAUUCGUUUUAAUAGAUAAUAAAGUAUAUAUUCUGUUUAAUAGAAUAAAUCUAUUAUAUUCUAUUUGAAUAGAUAAUAAAGUCAUUAUAUUAGAUUCUUCAUCAAUGCAUCUUUCUUCUCCACUGUCAUCUUUGUAAAAAAAAAAGAAAAUCUCUCUCCUCCCCUCUUCCCCCCACCAAGGGCCACACUAGGGGCCCGUUCCUGGUGAGCGCCCCCCUCUCCACCAUCAUUAACUGGGAGAGAGAGUUUGAAAUGUGGGCUCCUGACUUCUACGUGGUGACCUACACAGGGGACAAGGACAGCAGAGCCAUCAUCAGAGAGAACGAGCUGACCUUCGACGACGCGGCCGUACGGGGAGGGAAGAAAGCCUUCAAACUGAGGGUGAGGAAGGAGGGGAGGGGAGGGGAGAGGAGGGGGGAGAGAAGAGGAGAGUUCAUCCCAUCUUCUAAAAAAGUAAAACAUUGAAUAUCUGCUUCUGUUUCUCUCUGUCCCUCUCCCCCUCCCAUCCUCUCUAUCCCCUCUCUCUCCCCUCCCUCCUCCUCUCUCUCUCCUCUCCAGAGAGAAGCCCCUAUAAAGUUCCAUGUCCUGUUGACCUCCUAUGAGCUGGUGACGAUAGACCAGACCUCCCUGAAGUCUAUAGACUGGCCCUGUCUAGUGGUGGACGAGGCCCACCGCCUCAAGAACAACCAGAGCAAGGUAGGCUGCCCAUGUUUGGUUUUGUGUGUGUGUUUGUGUGCGUUUGUAUUGUAUUUAACUUCGGCCAAUCAGGUCAUGUCUCUCUGUUCCUACUCCCCGCCUACAAGCAGGAACUCAAGAGGGACCCACCAACACAGAGAAUAGUGAGGCGCUGGACAGAGGUGGCAGGCUCAAUGCUGCAGGAUUGUUUUGAGAAUACUGAUUGGAAUAUGGUCAAAGAUUCAUCCACCCAGGACUCAUCCAUCAACAUUGAGGAAUAUACAUCGUCAGUCAAAGGCUUCAUUAGGAAAUGUGUUGAUGAUGUUGUACCCACAAAAACAAUCCGGACAUUCCCCAACCCAAUGGUGUAGUGGAGGGUAUAUGCAGGUAUACGCCAUAUACCCACUUAUUUUUCAUUUUUCAUUAUACUCACUUCUUAAUCCCCCCUGAUAGGUAUCAAAGUAGUGUAGUGGAGGUAUACGCCAUGUCAACUAAUAGGGCUGAUGGAACAGAUCAGACUUUUUAGCUUAAAAUGUUGAUAAACUAUUAUUUCAUCACAUUUUAGGCGCAGCAGUAGGCCUACGUGUGAAUGUUUCAAAAUGCAAUUUGCGGGAAAACACCAAGUUCUAAAAUGUGCACCGCACAUACAAGUGGUUUCAUGAACAGAGAUGUAAAUAUCUGUUAGAAAGAGGGGGGAUUUAAAGAUGCAACAACUAUCAUGGGUUGCUAAUAUGACUAGGAUAAUGCCUUUUGGCUGCUAGACAAUGAAACAAAGUUUCUUUAUAAAAAUAAUUGCCUCCACGUUUCUAUGGUGGAAUUUUGGCUAUAGGCUACUUUGAAGCAAGAUACAGUGGGGAAAAAAAGUAUUUAGUCAGCCACCAAUUGUGCAAGUUCUCCCACUUAAAAAGAUGAGAGAGGCCUGUAAUUUUCAUCAUAGGUACACGUCAACUAUGACAGACAAAUUGAGAAAAUCAAAUACCAGAAAAUCACAUUGUAGGAUUUUUUAUGAAUUUAUUUGCAAAUUAUGGUGGAAAAUAAGUAUUUGGUCACCUACAAACAAGCAAGAUUUCUAGCUCUCACAGACCUGUAACUUCUUCUUUAAGAGGCUCCUCUGUCCUCCACUCGUUACCUGUAUUAAUGGCACCUGUUUGAACUUGUUAUCAGUAUAAAAGACACCUGUCCACAACCUCAAACAGUCACACUCCAAACUCCACUAUGGCCAAGACCAAAGAGCUGUCAAAGGACACCAGAAACAAAAUUGUAGACCUGCACCAGGCUGGGAAGACUGAAUCUGCAAUAGGUAAGCAGCUUGGUUUGAAGAAAUCAACUGUGGGAGCAAUUAUUAGGAAAUGGAAGACAUACAAGACCACUGAUAAUCUCCCUCGAUCUGGGGCUCCACGCAAGAUCUCACCCCGUGGGGUCAAAAUGAUCACAAGAACGGUGAGCAAAAAUCCCAGAACCACACGGGGGGACCUAGUGAAUGACCUGCAGAGAGCUGGGACCAAAGUAACAAAGCCUACCAUCAGUAACACACUACGCCGCCAGGGACUCAAAUCCUGCAGUGUCAGACGUGUCCCCCUGCUUAAGCCAGUACAUGUCCAGGCCCGUCUGAAGUUUGCUAGAGUGCAUUUGGAUGAUCCAAAAGAGGAUUGGGAGAAUGUCAUAUGGUCAGAUGAAACCAAAAUAUAACUUUUUGGUAAAAACUCUACUCGUCGUGUUUGGAGGACAAAGAAUGCUGAGUUGCAUCCAAAGAACACCAUACCUACUGUGAAGCAUGGGGGGUGGAAACAUCAUGCUUUGGGGCUGUUUUUCUGCAAAGGGACCAGGACGACUGAUCCGUGUAAAGGAAAGAAUGAAUGGGGCCAUGUAUCGUGAGAUUUUGAGUGAAAACCUCCUUCAAUCAGCAAGGGCAUUGAAGAUGAAAUGUGGCUGGGUCUUUCAGCAUGACAAUGAUCCCAAACACACCGCCCGGGCAACGAAGGAGUGGCUUCGUAAGAAGCAUUUCAAGGUCCUGGAGUGGCCUAGCCAGUCUCCAGAUCUCAACCCCAUAGAAAAUCUUUGGAGGGAGUUGAAAGUCCGUGUUGCCCAGCGACAGCCCCAAAACAUCACUGCUCUAGAGGAGAUCUGCAUGGAGGAAUGGGCCAAAAUACCAGCAACAGUGUGUGAAAACCUUGUGAAGACUUACAGAAAACGUUUGACCUGUGUCAUUGCCAACAAAGGGUAUAUAACAAAGUAUUGAGAAACUUUUGUUAUUGACCAAAUACUUAUUUUCCACCAUAAUUUGCAAAUAAAUUCAUUAAAAAUCCUACAAUGUGAUUUUCUGGAUUUCUUCUUCUCAUUUUGUCUGUCAUAGUUGACGUGUACCUAUGAUGAAAAUUACAGGCCUCUCUCAUCUUUUUAAGUGGGAGAACUUGCACAAUUGGUGGCUGACUAAAUACUUAUUUUCCCCACUGUAAGACAUGCCUCAUAAUAUGAAGUAAAACGUCCAGGUUUCAAACAAUUAAGAAACUGGGAAAAUAUAGCGAUGCUAAUGUUAGGACUAACUAUCUUCUGGUAGAUGGAAAGGCUUUCCCAGAAACCUUCUCUAUUAAAUGUUAACUAGCUAUGCCUACCUUUCAGAAUGAUAUCAUGAUUAUUUGCGUCAAUCCAGUGGACAUUUCUUUUGCAAACUCCAUCUCAUGUGCUACAGAAACAACGCUAAUCAAACAAUAGGGCUAGGUGCCUGCACAUGUGAAUUAAAGGGUUACUCAAAAAUAUCUAAAUUUCUUCGAUUUUCCCAGACCUCAAAAGUGGUCUCCUGAUGUGGUUUAAGCCUUGAUAUUGACUUAGAACAUACAAUUAUGUUGUUUUUCUGUUUAAAAAAGGAUGACUUUGACCUGAAAAAAUUGGGGGAAAUCUGAAACCUGUGAAUUUAUGACUCAGUUUUUCUGUUUCAAUAGCAGGCCUACUAUUAUCCUACUUCACAGUACAGCUUGGGUUGGCCUGACUGUGAAAGACCAAUAUUGUAUUUAUCAUUGUAGGUCAUUCAUAGGUCAUUCUUUCUUAUCAAAUUUUUCAGACAGGGCGCCUUUUCUUCGCCGGACAGGCCGUUUGGAAAACUAAAGGGCAAAAUUAGAGUAUACCUGCACCACUACACCACUGCCCCAACCAAAAACCCUAGAUGAACGGAGAUAUCCGUACAAUGCUGAUAGCCCGUACUGCAGCAUUCAAUGUCAGCAGAACGAACCCGAUGACUCGGUGGCGCGCGACGCGUACAAGGCAACCAAGUACGAGCUCCCCAAAUCCAUUAGGGACGCAAAAAGACAAUACAGACUCAAACCUUAAAUUGAUGUUCGACAACUCAGACUCACGACGCAUGUGGCAAAGACUACACACUACCAAAGACUACAAAGGCAAAUCCAGCUGUGCGGUGCCCACCGAAGCCUCCCUCCCAGACAAGCUCAACACAUUCUAUGCUCGCUUCGAGGCAGACAAUACCGAGGUAUCCAGGAAAACUCUCGCUGCUCCAGACGACCAGGUGCUUUCGCUCUCCGAGGGUGAUGUGAGGAAAACUCUCAAACGAGUGAAUACUCACAAAGCCACCAGCCCAGAUGGCAUCCCUGGCCGUGUCCUCAGAGUGUGUGCUGACCAGUUGGCAGGCGUCUUCUCAGACAUCUUCAACCUGUCCCUCUCCCUGGCUGUAGUCCUCACCUGCUUUAAGGAGACCACCAUCAUCCCAGUGCCCAAGAAAAACAAGGUGACAUCCCCAAAUGACUAUCGCCCGUCGCGCUCACCUUGGUCAUCAUGAAGUGCUUCGAGAGGCUGGUCAUGGCCCACAUCAAGGCCAGCAUCCCACGCACACUGGACCCACUCCAAUUUGUCUACCGCUCCUACAGAUCCACGGAAGAUACCAUUUCCAUCGCUACUCACAUGGCCGUAACACAUCUGGACAAGAGGAACACCUAUGUGAGAAUGCUGUAUAUUGACUACAGUUCAGCAUUCGACACUACUGUUCCCUCCAAGCUCGACACCAAGCUCAGAGCCCUGGGUCUGGACACCACCCUCUGCAACUGGAUCCUGGACUUCCUGACGGGCAGACCACAGGCUGUGAGGAUUGGCAACAACACCUCCUACACACUGACUCUUAACACAGGUGUCCCUCAGGAGUGUGUCCUCAGCCCUCUGCUGUACUCCCUGUUCACCCACGACUGCGUGACUUUGAACGACACCAACUCCAUCAUCAAGUUUGCUGACGACACCACGGUUGUAGGCCUGAUAACCAACAACGAGUUAGCCUAUAGGGAGGAGGUAAGUGAACUGGCAUUGUGGUGCCAGGACAACAAUCUCUCCCUCAAUGUCAGCAAAACAGAGUUGAUUUUUGACUUCAGGAUGCAGAGGAGGAAACAUUCCCUGAUCCACAUCAACAGGACUACAGUAGAGAGAGUCAAGAGUUUUAAGUUCCUCUGUGUCCACGUCACCGAGGACUUGUUAUGGACCAACAACACCACCACCAUUGUCAAGAGGGCGCGGCAGCGUCUCUACUUCCUAAGGUGGCUGAAGAAAUUCGGCAAGCCACCCCGGGUCCUCUCCAAAUACUACCGCUGCACCAUCGAGAGCGUCCUGACCGGUUGCUUCACGGCCUGGUAUGGGAAUUGUUCCGUCCACAACCGCAAGGCCCUCCAGCAGAUGGUGAAGACGGCCCAGUACAUUACUGGAACCGUGCUCCCACCCAUCCAGGACAUAUACUUGAAACAGUGCCUGAGGAAAGCCAGCAGCAUCAUCAAGAACCCCACACACAAGCUGUUCUCUCCCUUACCGUCAUGAAGAUAGUAUCGGAGCAUGAGGUCUGAUACCAACAGACUCAGAGACAGUUUGUAUCUACACGCCAUCAGACUGCCGAACACUUGAACUGGACUGACCACCUGCUUUGAUUCUCCACACCUUAGCACACAUGCACUCACUCAUGCAACCCCCCCCCACAUAAACACCACAUUCAUGCUACACACACAUCACAACUGCUGCUACCAGACUCUUAUUAUACUGCUCAAUUUAUACACUUGCCCCCACCCAUAGUGAUAUACUUAUCAUUCAGACCUCUAUCCAAGCGACUUACAUAUGAAUAAUAUCUUUUAUAUGCCCCUGGACAAACCACACACAACAUCUUCACACAAUGGCUGUGUUUACACGACAGACCAAUUUGAUCUUUUGCCCCACUAAUGGACUUUUGGACCUAUCAAAGAUCAAUUAAAUUGGUUGCCAAAGAUCAAGGAAUGGGGCUCCUGUGUAAAAAACAAGCCAUAGAAAACACACAUACACAUUCAUAAACAAUUACAUAUAGGGCACUGACACCAGGGACUUGGAACGUAUGUGGAUGUAUAGAUGGCACCACACUCAUAGGUACGUGUUUAGAAACAGCGGGGGCUGCCCAAAUUCGGGGAAUGAAUUUUUUGCCCACUAAUUGUUCUUGAACCAAUCAGAUCAAGCUCUUGGAAAGGAAAAAAAAAGAUUCAAUUCUGACUGGUGAAAAAGAAUUCUGAUUGUUGUGAUUGGUCAAAAUACAAAUUAGGGAAUUGGCUGCUUUUUCUAAACACGCAGCAAUAUUAAGCAUUUAGAUUAUAAAACACGCAAAACCAACUCAACCACACAGCACAGUUGUUUGGCAUCUCUAACUUCUAUUUUAACCUAUAAUGUCGGUCCACUCACCAGAACAUUCCUUUCCACUCUCCCCUCCUCUCCCUCCCCCUCCCUCCCCGUCUGGUUACAGUAAUCUGGGAGGUGGUUUCCUGGAGGGAGUUUUGCAGACAUCUCCAAGGGAGGACCAGAAUCCAGAAGCUUCACGACCUGCUGGGUUCCCCACAGUGUUUGAGGAGGCUGGAAGGCUGACGUCCUUCAAAGAAAAACUGGCGGCCAAGACUGUAGCUUUUAUCGUUACACGAAAGUGGAAACUCCGCCCCUAUGCAGAGAAUCAGAAAGAAGUAGGAAAGGAGGAGUGGAGGUGGGGAAGGGUGGGAGAGAGUUGGUUGGGAAUGGGGGGUGGGGGGGGGAGGGGGCAUUGGGAGGGGAGGAGAGAAGGAUAG
Coregonus sp. 'balchen' is the source of this 20851-nucleotide messenger RNA. The record is from the annotation of a GenBank genome assembly. Lineage: Eukaryota; Metazoa; Chordata; Actinopteri; Salmoniformes; Salmonidae.